ACCGGCGCAAAGGUUGUUUAUUCAAAAUAUGCUGGAACUGAGUUGGAAUUCGGUGGAGCCAAUCAUAUCAUUUUGAAAGAAGAUGACAUUGUGGGCAUUCUCGAAACUGAUGAUGCCAAGGAUAUACAGCCCUUGAAUGAUAGAGUUCUUAUCAAGGUUUCCCUUGCUGAGGAGAAAACUUCUGGUGGCUUGCUGCUGACUGAGGCAGCCAAAGAAAGGCCUUCAACUGGGACGGUUAUCGCAGUUGGUCCUGGUCCAUAUGAUGAAGAGGGUAACAGAAAGCCAUUGACGAUCAGCGCUGGAAGCACAGUCCUGUAUUCAAAAUACGCUGGAAGUGAAUUCAGGGGGGCUGAUGGUUCAGAUUACAUUGUCUUGAGAGCAUCUGAUGUGAUCGCUAUUCUCUCCUGAGUUUCAGAGUUGCCUGUUGUCUAAUUGCAUUGGCUUUUUUAGGUGAGCUAUUACUGAGGCCUUUGUUUUCUCAAGCAUAGUUUCUGUAGUUUUGGAUUUGAUUCCAAGUUGCUCAAGUCUUCUUCUUCUUCUUAUGUUCUUCUUUUAUUUCUGAACUUUUACAUGGAACUGUGAUUGGAAUUUACUUAAUUAAGCAUAUAGAUACUUACAUUUUGGGUUU
Dendrobium catenatum is the source of this 628-nucleotide messenger RNA. Its product is annotated as 20 kDa chaperonin, chloroplastic. Gene Ontology annotation, biological process: positive regulation of superoxide dismutase activity. Gene Ontology annotation, cellular component: chloroplast; mitochondrial matrix. The record is from RefSeq and is a predicted model, not a curated record. Lineage: Eukaryota; Viridiplantae; Streptophyta; Magnoliopsida; Asparagales; Orchidaceae. Gene Ontology annotation, molecular function: protein-folding chaperone binding; protein folding chaperone; transition metal ion binding.